CUCGGCAAGGAAAAGGCGACAUGGUGGAGUCUUACCUGGACGAAGUCCGCAAAGAAGAAGUCAGCGGUGGACGACAAGCUGCCUGAGCACGAACAGGUACGCUUGAUUUUGAUGCAGCGGCUCCCUGGCGGGCCACCAUCCGCAGCACCGCCCACACCGCCCGCCCCAUCAGCUCACCACAACUGCAAACCAAUCACAAGCCUCAACAUGCAGUUGGAGCUAAAACCUGGCAUGGACUUCCCAGUCUGGAUCACAACACAACACUUGGUGUAUUUACAACAAUGCAGAUGGUGUUGACUGAGCGCUGCCUGCACUUCAGGUAGGGGGCGGCAGCACCCAGCAAAGUAGGCGUCAUGCCCGUGGAGGGUGGAAGCAGCUCCGCCUCAGCUGCUCGCCACCCCAAGCAAAAGCGCAAGGCUCACAGUUUGUCCAUUCGACGCACCAACAGCACAGAGGAGAGACCAGCAGGCAGCCAGAGAGGAGACAUGCUGGAGACGCAGGACUCCAAGCUGCCGCAAUCCCUGCGUAACAAUCUUCUAGAUCUCUUUGGUCAGAUUGAACGGGAGUUUGAGAAUCUCUACAUUGAGAACAAUGAACUACGACGGGAAAUCGAGUCUCUGAAUGAACGUCUGACUGGCGACGGACAGAAUCUUGAAGGAGGAGACGCCUCCAAGGGGGUCCUGAAAACCAAAGCCAGCCACAGCACCAGCCAGCUGUCCCAGAAGCUGAAGACCACCUACAAAGCGUCCACCAGCAAGAUUGUGUCCAGCUUCAAGGCCACCGCAGGGUCCAGGGCUGUGUGUCAGCUGCAGAAGGAGUAUGUCGGCCAUCGUGACGGCAUCUGGGACCUCAGUGUGACCAGAACUCAGCCAGUGGUUCUGGGGACCGCAUCAGCAGAUCAUUCAGCCCUGCUGUGGAGUAUCGAGACUGGAAAGUGUCUGCUGAAGUAUGCUGGCCAUGCAGGAUCAGUCAACUCCAUCAAGUUCCAUCCCACGGAGCAGAUGGCCCUGACAGCCUCCGGGGACCAGACGGCUCACAUCUGGCGCUACAUGGUGCAGCUGCCUGCCCCCCCGCCUCCAGCAGAUGUCAGUGCCCCGUGUGAGGAAGACCAGGACUCCUCCGACAGAGAAGAAGGCGAGGUGGACGGCGAGGGCCCGUGCGAGGUCCCCACCAUCCGGGUGGCUACGGCAACACUGAAAAGCCACCAGGGUGUGGUCAUCGCCGCUGAUUGGUUGGUGGGCGGCAGACAGGUGGUGAGCGCCUCUUGGGAUCGUGCUGCCAACCUGUAUGAGGUGGAGACGUCCGAGCUGGUGCACACGCUCACUGGCCAUGACCAGGAACUUACCCACUGCUGCACACACCCCACCCAGCGACUGGUUGUUACCUCCUCCAGGGACACCACCUUCAGACUGUGGGACUUCAGAGAUCCAUCAAUCCACUCUGUCAAUGUCUUCCAGGGACACACCGACACGGUGACAUCCGCAGUCUUCACAGUGGGCGACAAUGUGGUUUCUGGGAGUGAUGAUCGCACAGUCAAGGUGUGGGAUCUGAAGAACAUGAGGUCACCCAUAGCAACCAUUCGCACAGACUCUGCUGUCAACAGGAUCAGUGUGUCCACCAACCAAAGGAUCAUAGCACUGCCACAUGACAAUCGACAAGUGCGACUCUUUGACAUGAGUGGAGCCAGACUGGCACGCCUGCCUCGCAGUAACAGAAUGGGCCACAGGCGCAUGGUUUGUUGCACCGCCUGGAACGAGGAGAACCAAAGCUGCAACUUGUUCACCUGCGGCUUCGACCGGCAAGCCAUCGGCUGGAACAUCAACAUCACGGCUCUGCUGCAGGAGAAGUGAAGAAGAAGAAGAAGAAGAAGAGUGUAGAUGUUGACCAGUGGUCUUCAAGGUGUGACGCAGACUUCUACUGUACAUGCUAUCAUUGUCUUCUUCUGCACAUCCACUGGCUACUUCCUGUCCCAGUCAAGUGCCAGUUACUGGCUACUUCCUGUCCUAGUCAAGUGCCAGUUACUGGCUACUUCCUGUCCUAGUCAAGUGCCAGUUACUGGCUACUUCCUGUCCUAGUCAAGUGCCAGUUACUGGCUACUUCCUGUCCCAGUCAAGUGCCAGUUACUGGCUACUUCCUGUCCCAGUCAAGUGCCAGUUACUGGCUACUUCCUGUCCCAGUCAAGUGCCAGUUACUGGCUACUUCCUGUCCUAGUCAAGUGCCAGUUACUGGCUACUUCCUGUCCCAGUCAAGUGCCAGUUACUGGCUACUUCCUGUCCC
Nerophis lumbriciformis (worm pipefish) is the source of this 2277-nucleotide messenger RNA. RefSeq names its product WD repeat domain 37 (gene wdr37). Gene Ontology annotation, molecular function: protein binding. The record is from RefSeq and is a predicted model, not a curated record. NCBI's taxonomy places the organism in Eukaryota, Metazoa, Chordata, Actinopteri, Syngnathiformes, Syngnathidae.